Misgurnus anguillicaudatus (oriental weatherfish) is the source of this 2088-nucleotide messenger RNA. NCBI's taxonomy places the organism in Eukaryota, Metazoa, Chordata, Actinopteri, Cypriniformes, Cobitidae. The record is from RefSeq and is a predicted model, not a curated record.
CUUUACUAUAGUAGAGUUCGUAAACUUCAUCGCUUGGGCGAAAAACCAACGGGAUGUUGUUGGGAAUUCAACAAAGCGGACAGCAGAGAUAUCAGCGCUUAGUACGGCAGUGGGAGGGAUUGAAUGUGACAGGACUAAACGGCACUAAAGCGUGAAAUAAUUUAUAUAACUGGAAUUUUUUCUCUGCACGCCGGAAAUAUUUGAGUCGGGCGGAGCGAGUGUUUGCAGCUGGUCGCGCGCUGUCAUCGUUACAUUUUCGGUGCAUUGAGCGGCUGACGAAUGCCGUGUAAAAGGACAUUUAUUUAACAAAAAACCGUCAUAUUAGAUUUGAUAACGGCCCGGUUAACGACUGACUGAUGCUCCGAGCCGGCAGGAUGGACGAGUUUAUUACUGAGGAGGACGAGCCAUGGUACGACCAGAGAGACCUCGAGCAAGAUCUGCACUUAGCAGCUGAACUGGGCAAAACUCUUUUGGAGCGCAAUAAAGAGCUGGAGGACUCGCUGCAGCAGAUGUACAUCAACAAUGAAGAGCAGGUGCAGGAGAUUGAGUACUUGACCAAGCAGAUGGAAAUGUUACGUGAGAUGAACGAGCAGCACGCUAAAGUCUACGAGCAGUUGGACAUGACGGCACGUGAGCUGGAGAUAACUAAUGAAAAACUGGUACUGGAGAGUAAAGGAUCUCAGCAGAAGAUUGACAGACUGACGGCCACUAUGGAGAUGCUGCAGGGACAGGUGGACACGCUGACCGCUCGUGUGGAGGAGUUACGAACGCUGGAGGAGCUGAGAGUUCGCAGAGAAAAGAAAGAGAGACGAAAAACCGUCCACUCGUUCCCCUGUCUGAAAGAGCUCUGCACCGCUCCCAGGUACGAAGACAGUUUCAUGGUGUCUUACCCAGGCAGUGGUGAUCUAGAGGAAUGCCAGCCAGAGGAUGAAGAAAACGAACAUCUGCGAGUGAUGGUGUCUUCUCUGCGUGCAGCCGUGGCAGCGGAGCGCGGCCGUCGCGAAGCCGCGGAGCGGGAAUGUUCUGCAGUGCUCCAGGAGUACGAGCGUUUGGAACAGCGUCUCCUAGGGGCCGAAAACUGCCAGCGUCGUGUGUACGAGCUGGAGGCGGAGCUGCAGGAAAUGCAGCAGCUACGCAAGUCCCGCGUUUGCCUGCUGAGCGGGGAAGAAGGGCUGGAGCAAACGCUGCUCAACAGCGCCCCCGAGACGGACACGCCGGACGAUGCCGUCAUCGGCGGGACGCCCAACGGAGAUGCGUCAGAUGCAGCACCCGUCCGGAAGAGUUGCAGCGACACGGCUCUGGAUGCCAUUUCUGCAGUCGACGCCUCCGGUAGACGAAAAGGUAGCUAUGCGCUGCAUGCCAACGGCGUGCGGAAGAGGGGCAUGUCCAUCCUACGGGAGGUGGACGAACAGUACCACGCCCUUCUGGAGAAGUACGAAGAGCUGCUGGGGAAAUGUCGGCGCCACGAGGAAAGUCUGUGUCACGCUGAAGUGCAGACUUCUCGUCCCGUGUCCAGGGACCCGUCUAUGAAGGAAUGCCGGGUGGCAGAACCCCAGCAACCGCCAACUCCGCCCCAGACGCCCUCAACUCCAGAGGCCCUGGAAGGCAUCAGCCGACAAGUGGAGGCGGUGGACAAACGGCUGAGCCAGAACACUCCAGAAUACAAAACCCUCUUCAAAGAGAUCUUUUCCCGCUUGCAGAGAACCAAGACUGACAUAAACUCCAGCAAAGGGAGGAAAAGUGGAAAAUAGACCUUUUUCUUGCUCCUAAUUAAUUGUGUGUUCAUUUUUCAGAGCUGCAGUAAGUGACAACACUACAUAACAACGUCAUUGUGGUGCCAGGUAUUACAAGACAACGCCGCCUCUUUCUGUUAACAGGAAAUUGUUUUGUGUAUGAUGUUUGUGUCUUUUAAGAUAAACCAUAUACUCACUAUUGGUUCGUGUAAUCCACAGGUAUAUUGAGCAGCACAGGAGGUGAUGUGGAUUAUUUGCUUUCUCACAAUCUUAUAUGUAUUACACCAUCAUCAUUAAUAACCAUAGUAUUGUGUAACCACUUUAGUUCAACAUUAAAUGACACUUUGCUUUAUAA